Messenger RNA from Lizanozyma spartinae, 1047 nucleotides. It is a transcript of the gene ADH1, whose product is annotated as Adh1p. NCBI's taxonomy places the organism in Eukaryota, Fungi, Ascomycota, Pichiomycetes, Serinales, Debaryomycetaceae. The record is from RefSeq and is a predicted model, not a curated record. Gene Ontology annotation, molecular function: oxidoreductase activity; zinc ion binding. Bases 1 to 1047 code for a protein of 348 amino acids. The transcript has a single exon.
AUGUCUAUCCCAAAAACGCAAAAGGCUGUUGUCUUUGAAACCAAUGGUGGUCCAUUGGAAUACAAGGAAAUCCCCGUUCCUGAACCAAAGGCUAACGAAAUCUUAAUUCAUGUCAGAUACUCUGGUGUUUGUCACACUGAUUUGCAUGCCUGGAAGGGUGACUGGCCCUUGCCAACCAAGUUACCAUUGGUUGGUGGACAUGAAGGUGCUGGUGAAGUUGUUGCCGUCGGUAAGAAUGUUAACGGCUGGAAAAUCGGUGACUUGGCCGGUAUUAAAUGGUUAAAUGGUUCUUGUUUGUCGUGUGAAUUCUGUCAAAAGUCCAAUGAAUCUAAUUGUCCAGAUGCGGACUUAUCUGGUUACACUCACGACGGUUCAUUCCAAGAAUAUGCUACUGCUGAUGCCGUUCAAGCUGCUAGAAUCCCAGCUGGUACCGACUUGGCUCAAGCUGCUCCAAUCUUGUGUGCAGGUAUUACUGUCUACAAGGCCUUGAAGACCGCUCAAUUAGAACCCGGUCAAUGGGUCUGUAUCUCUGGUGCUGGUGGUGGAUUAGGUUCCCUUGCCAUCCAAUACGCUAAAGCCAUGGGUUACAGAGUCGCUGCCAUUGACGGUGGUGAUGAAAAGGGUGAAUUCUGUAAGUCAUUAGGUGCUGAAGCUUUCAUUGACUUCACCAAAUCUAAGGAUAUGGUUAAGGAUGUUGUUGCUGCAACUAACGGUGGUCCACAUGGUGUUAUCAACGUUUCUGUUUCUGAAAAGGCCAUUGCUCAAUCUUGUGAAUAUGUUAGAAGCUGUGGUACUGUUGUCUUGGUUGGGUUACCAGCUGGUGCCCAAGUCAAGACUCCAGUUUUCGAUGCUGUGGUCAAGUCAGUUUCCAUCAGAGGUUCUUAUGUUGGUAACAGAGCCGACUCUGCUGAGGCCAUUGACUUCUUCGCCAGAGGGUUGAUCAAGUGUCCCAUCAAGGUUGUCGGAAUGUCUGAAUUACCAAAGAUUUACGAAUUGAUGGAAGCCGGUAAGAUUAUCGGUAGAUACGUUAUUGAUACCAGCAAAUAA